Messenger RNA from Babjeviella inositovora NRRL Y-12698, 1008 nucleotides. RefSeq lists its product as uncharacterized. The transcript has a single exon. Gene Ontology annotation, biological process: transport. Bases 75 to 944 code for a protein of 289 amino acids. The record is from RefSeq and is a predicted model, not a curated record. Gene Ontology annotation, molecular function: transmembrane transporter activity. Lineage: Eukaryota; Fungi; Ascomycota; Pichiomycetes; Serinales.
CUGUAACCUCUUGGCUUUCCAGCUUUCAUGAUUCCAGAGCCAUACCUUAUAUUUUAACCCAUCAUACAAAUCACAUGUCACAAGAACAUAGCGCUCCUCCUCCCCGCUAUCUCGGAUUCGUCGCGGGGAUGUUCUCCGGUGUGGCCAAGAAUCUUGUUGGUCAUCCGUUUGACACCAUCAAAGUCAGAUUGCAAACCUCCGAUGGAAGAUUCAAGGGUCCAAUGGACUGCGUGUUAAAAACCUGGAGAAAUGAAGGUUUACGAGGCUUCUACAAGGGAUGCACACCUCCGUUGGUCGGUUGGGUCAUCAUGGACAGUGUGAUGUUGGGGUCCUUGCAUACGUACCGUCGCUUCUUGAAGGAGAACUUUUUCAAGUCAGACGCAAAAUUGCCGUUGAGUGGUCAUUGCAUAGCCGGGCUCAUGUCCGGGUUGACCGUGAGCAUGGUCGCCGCGCCUGUAGAGCAGGUAAAGGCAAGAUUGCAGAUCCAAUACGAUGGAAAGACGAAGCAAUACACCGGGCCAGUCAACUGUGUGUCGCAGUUGAUCAAACAGAGUGGGAUUCGCGGGAUCUACAAGGGGUUGUGCUCCACCAUGAUCUUCAGAACCAACUUCGUCUUCUGGUGGGGGUCAUACGAGAUUUUCACCCAGUGGUUCAAGACGAAUACGUCCUUGUCCAACCCUGCUAUCAACUUCUGGUCUGGUGGAUUAUCUGCUUCUGUCUUCUGGAUCUUUGCCUACCCAGCGGAUGUGGUCAAGCAAGUCAUCAUGACUGACGAUGUGAAGAACCCAAAGUUCAAAAGAUGGAUCCACGCCGUGAAGUGGGUCUACGAAACUCGAGGAUUGAAAGGGUUUGUGAGAGGAUUUGGGCCAUCGAUCUUGAGAUCGUUCCCUGCCAAUGCCGCUGCCUUGGCUGCCUUUGAGGCGGUAAUGAGAACCUUGCACUAAGAGGGCUAAAAUGGUGAAUGAUCUGGUUAUCUGUCACUAACUUUAAUAAUAGAUUACAUUGAAG